AUGAUUCAGUAUAAAGGAUUAAGCAGUAGUGCUAUUAUCAUUUUAUUAUACAUUAUUAUAUAUUCUAUUAUUAUUGCUAUACAUACGUUAUUAUACGUAGACGUAGCGCAAACGGAACAAACAGAACCGUUGGAUUUAUCAAUAUCAAAAGUGAAAGAGGAAGGAAAUAAAUCGCAAGGCUUAUCAGUGAAAAGAGUGAGUGAUGAACGAAUUAAACCGCGACGACUUGUUCCAAUCGAAACACUGAUGGAAGUAAUUGAACCAGAAAAAGAAAGCACAGGAAAGAAACGGCGUUGUGAUAUAUGUCAAAAGGAAAUAACACAUAUGAAAAAACAUGUGAUGACUCAUACCGGUGAAAAGCCGUAUAGUUGUCCAGUAUGCAAGAGAAAUUUCACUCAAUCCUGCCAUAUAAAAAAUCAUAUGAUGACUCAUACUGGUGAAAAGCCGUAUAGUUGUUCGAUAUGCAAAAAGAAUUUUAUUCAGUCCAGCAGUAUGAAAGCACAUAUGGUGGUUCAUACCGGUGAGAAGCCGUACAGUUGUUCCAUAUGCAAAAAGAAUUUCGCUGAUCUCUGUAAUAUGAAAAGGCAUAAGAAGACUCAUACCGGUGAAAAGCCGUAUAGUUGUUCAGUAUGCAAGAGAAAUUUCACUCAAUCCUGCCAUAUAAAAAAUCAUAUGAUGACUCAUACUGGUGAAAAACCUCAUAGUUGUCCACUAUGCAAGAGAAAUUUCACUCAGUUCGGGGAUAUGAAAAAACAUGUGAUGAUUCAUACUGGUGAAAAGCCGUACAGUUGUUCGAUAUGCAAAAAGAAUUUUAUUCAGUCCAGCAGUAUGAAAUCACAUAUGAUGAUUCAUACCAGUGAAAAGCCGCACAGUUGUUCGAUAUGCAAAAGGAAUUUCGGUGAUCUCCGUAAUAUGAAAAGACAUAUGACGACGACUCAUGCUGGUGAAAAGCCGUACAGUUGUUCGAUAUGCAAAAAGAAUUUCACUCGGUCUGACAGUAUGAAAUCACAUAUGAUGAUUCAUACGGGUGAAAGCCGUAUAGUAGCGCAAACGGAACAAACAGAACCGUUGGAUUUAUCAAUAUCAAAAGUGAAAGAGGAAGGAAAUAAAUCGCAAGGCUUAUCAGUGAAAAGAGUGAGUGAUGAACGAAUUAAACCGCGACGACUUGUUCCAAUCGAAACACUGACGGAAGUAAUUGAACCAGAAAAAGAAAGCACAGGAAAGAAACGGCGUUGUGAUAUAUGUCAAAAGGAAAUAACACAUAUGAAAAAUCAUAUGAUGACUCAUACUGCUGAAAAGCCGUAUAGUUGUCCACUAUGCAAGAGAAAUUUCACUCAGUUCGGGAAUAUGAAAAAACAUGUGAUGAUUCAUACUGGUGAAAAGCCGUACAGUUGUUCGAUAUGCAAAAAGAAUUUUAUUCAGUCCAGCAGUAUGAUAGCACAUAUGGUGGUUCAUACCGGUGAGAAGCCGUACAGUUGUUCCAUAUGCAAAAAGAAUUUCGGUGAUCUCUGUAAUAUGAAAAGGCAUAAGAAGACUCAUACUGGUGAAAAGCCGUAUAGUUGUCCAGUAUGCAAGAGAAAUUUCACUCAAUCCUGCCAUAUAAAAAAUCAUAUGAUGACUCAUACUGGUGAAAAAUCUCAUAGUUGUCCAGUAUGCAAGAGAAAUUUCACUCAGUUCGGGGAUAUGAAAAAACAUGUGAUGAUUCAUACUGGUGAAAAGCCGUACAGUUGUUCAAUAUGCAAAAAGAAUUUCAGUCGGUCCAACAGUAUGAAAGCACAUAUGGUGAUUCAUACCGGUGAAAAGCCUUACUGUUGUUCGAUAUGCAAAAGGAAUUUCGGUGAUCUCCGUAAUAUGAAAAGACAUAUGACGACGACUCAUGCUGGUGAAAAGCCGUACAGUUGUUCGAUAUGCAAAAAGAAUUUCACUCGGUCUGACAGUAUGAAAUCACAUAUGAUGAUUCAUACGGGUGAAAGCCGUAUAGUAGCGCAAACGGAACAAACAGAACCGUUGGAUUUAUCAAUAUCAAAAGUGAAAGAGGAAGGAAAUAAAUCGCAAGGCUUAUCAGUGAAAAGAGUGAGUGAUGAACGAAUUAAACCGCGACGACUUGUUCCAAUCGAAACACUGAUGGAAGUAAUUGAACCAGAAAAAGAAAGCACAGGAAAGAAACGGCGUUGUGAUAUAUGUCAAAAGGAAAUAACACAUAUGAAAAAACAUGUGAUGACUCAUACCGGUGAAAAGCCGUAUAGUUGUCCAUCCAGCAGUAUGAAAGCACAUAUGGUGGUUCAUACCGGUGAGAAGCCGUACAGUUGUUCCAUAUGCAAAAAGAAUUUCGCUGAUCUCUGUAAUAUGAAAAGGCAUAAGAAGACUCAUACUGGUGAAAAGCCGUAUAGUUGUUCAGUAGCGCAAACGGAACAAACAGAACCGUUGGAUUUAUCAAUAUCAAAAGUGAAAGAGGAAGGAAAUAAAUCGCAAGGCUUAUCAGUGAAAAGAGUGAGUGAUGAACGAAUUAAACCGCGACGACUUGUUCCAAUCGAAACACUGAUGGAAGUAAUUGAACCAGAAAAAGAAAGCACAGGAAAGAAACGGCGUUGUGAUAUAUGUCAAAAGGAAAUAACACAUAUGAAAAAACAUGUGAUGACUCAUACCGGUGAAAAGCCGUAUAGUUGUCCAGUAUGCAAGAGAAAUUUCACUCAAUCCUGCCAUAUAAAAAAUCAUAUGAUGACUCAUACUGGUGAAAAGCCGUAUAGUUGUUCGAUAUGCAAAAAGAAUUUUAUUCAGUCCAGCAGUAUGAAAGCACAUAUGGUGGUUCAUACCGGUGAGAAGCCGUACAGUUGUUCCAUAUGCAAAAAGAAUUUCGCUGAUCUCUGUAAUAUGAAAAGGCAUAAGAAGACUCAUACCGGUGAAAAGCCGUAUAGUUGUUCAGUAUGCAAGAGAAAUUUCACUCAAUCCUGCCAUAUAAAAAAUCAUAUGAUGACUCAUACUGGUGAAAAACCUCAUAGUUGUCCACUAUGCAAGAGAAAUUUCACUCAGUUCGGGGAUAUGAAAAAACAUGUGAUGAUUCAUACUGGUGAAAAGCCGUACAGUUGUUCGAUAUGCAAAAAGAAUUUUAUUCAGUCCAGCAGUAUGAAAUCACAUAUGAUGAUUCAUACCAGUGAAAAGCCGCACAGUUGUUCGAUAUGCAAAAGGAAUUUCGGUGAUCUCCGUAAUAUGAAAAGACAUAUGACGACGACUCAUGCUGGUGAAAAGCCGUACAGUUGUUCGAUAUGCAAAAAGAAUUUCACUCGGUCUGACAGUAUGAAAUCACAUAUGAUGAUUCAUACGGGUGAAAGCCGUAUAGUAGCGCAAACGGAACAAACAGAACCGUUGGAUUUAUCAAUAUCAAAAGUGAAAGAGGAAGGAAAUAAAUCGCAAGGCUUAUCAGUGAAAAGAGUGAGUGAUGAACGAAUUAAACCGCGACGACUUGUUCCAAUCGAAACACUGACGGAAGUAAUUGAACCAGAAAAAGAAAGCACAGGAAAGAAACGGCGUUGUGAUAUAUGUCAAAAGGAAAUAACACAUAUGAAAAAUCAUAUGAUGACUCAUACUGCUGAAAAGCCGUAUAGUUGUCCACUAUGCAAGAGAAAUUUCACUCAGUUCGGGAAUAUGAAAAAACAUGUGAUGAUUCAUACUGGUGAAAAGCCGUACAGUUGUUCGAUAUGCAAAAAGAAUUUUAUUCAGUCCAGCAGUAUGAUAGCACAUAUGGUGGUUCAUACCGGUGAGAAGCCGUACAGUUGUUCCAUAUGCAAAAAGAAUUUCGGUGAUCUCUGUAAUAUGAAAAGGCAUAAGAAGACUCAUACUGGUGAAAAGCCGUAUAGUUGUCCAGUAUGCAAGAGAAAUUUCACUCAAUCCUGCCAUAUAAAAAAUCAUAUGAUGACUCAUACUGGUGAAAAAUCUCAUAGUUGUCCAGUAUGCAAGAGAAAUUUCACUCAGUUCGGGGAUAUGAAAAAACAUGUGAUGAUUCAUACUGGUGAAAAGCCGUACAGUUGUUCAAUAUGCAAAAAGAAUUUCAGUCGGUCCAACAGUAUGAAAGCACAUAUGGUGAUUCAUACCGGUGAAAAGCCUUACUGUUGUUCGAUAUGCAAAAAGAAUUUCAGUCGAUCCGACAGUAUGAAAGCACAUAUGGUGAUUCAUACCGGUGAAAAGCCGUAUAGUUGUUCGAUAUGCGGAAAAAGUUACCCCCAAAAACGCAGUUUGCAGACUCACAUGGUAAUUCAUGACAUGAAUAGACCUGUCUACCAGUGUACUGUAUGCAGUAAAGAUUUUCAGACUAAAUCCGAACCGUUGGAUUUAUCAAUAUCAAAAGUGAAAGAGGAAGGAAAUAAAUCGCAAGGCUUAUCAGUGAAAAGAGUGAGUGAUGAACGAAUUAAACCGCGACGACUUGUUCCAAUCGAAACACUGAUGGAAGUAAUUGAACCAGAAAAAGAAAGCACAGGAAAGAAACGGCGUUGUGAUAUAUGUCAAAAGGAAAUAACACAUAUGAAAAAACAUGUGAUGACUCAUACCGGUGAAAAGCCGUAUAGUUGUCCAUCCAGCAGUAUGAAAGCACAUAUGGUGGUUCAUACCGGUGAGAAGCCGUACAGUUGUUCCAUAUGCAAAAAGAAUUUCGCUGAUCUCUGUAAUAUGAAAAGGCAUAAGAAGACUCAUACCGGUGAAAAGCCGUAUAGUUGUUCAGUAGCGCAAACGGAACAAACAGAACCGUUGGAUUUAUCAAUAUCAAAAGUGAAAGAGGAAGGAAAUAAAUCGCAAGGCUUAUCAGUGAAAAGAGUGAGUGAUGAACGAAUUAAACCGCGACGACUUGUUCCAAUCGAAACACUGACGGAAGUAAUUGAACCAGAAAAAGAAAGCACAGGAAAGAAACGGCGUUGUGAUAUAUGUCAAAAGGAAAUAACACAUAUGAAAAAACAUGUGAUGACUCAUACCGGUGAAAAGCCGUAUAGUUGUCCAGUAUGCAAGAGAAAUUUCACUCAAUCCUGCCAUAUAAAAAAUCAUAUGAUGACUCAUACUGCUGAAAAGCCGUAUAGUUGUCCACUAUGCAAGAGAAAUUUCACUCAGUUCGGGAAUAUGAAAAAACAUGUGAUGAUUCAUACUGGUGAAAAGCCGUACAGUUGUUCGAUAUGCAAAAAGAAUUUUAUUCAGUCCAGCAGUAUGAUAGCACAUAUGGUGGUUCAUACCGGUGAGAAGCCGUACAGUUGUUCCAUAUGCAAAAAGAAUUUCGCUGAUCUCUGUAAUAUGAAAAGGCAUAAGAAGACUCAUACUGGUGAAAAGCCGUAUAGUUGUCCAGUAUGCAAGAGAAAUUUCACUCAAUCCUGCCAUAUAAAAAAUCAUAUGAUGACUCAUACUGGUGAAAAGCCGUACAGUUGUUCAAUAUGCAAAAAGAAUUUCAGUCGGUCCAACAGUAUGAAAGCACAUAUGGUGAUUCAUACCGGUGAAAAGCCUUACUGUUGUUCGAUAUGCAAAAAGAAUUUCAGUCGAUCCGACAGUAUGAAAGCACAUAUGGUGAUUCAUACCGGUGAAAAGCCGUAUAGUUGUUCGAUAUGCGGAAAAAGUUACCCCCAAAAACGCAGUUUGCAGACUCACAUGGUAAUUCAUGACAUGAAUAGACCUGUCUACCAGUGUACUGUAUGCAGUAAAGAUUUUCAGACUAAAUCCGAACCGUUGGAUUUAUCAAUAUCAAAAGUGAAAGAGGAAGGAAAUAAAUCGCAAGGCUUAUCAGUGAAAAGAGUGAGUGAUGAACGAAUUAAACCGCGACGACUUGUUCCAAUCGAAACACUGAUGGAAGUAAUUGAACCAGAAAAAGAAAGCACAGGAAAGAAACGGCGUUGUGAUAUAUGUCAAAAGGAAAUAACACAUAUGAAAAAACAUGUGAUGACUCAUACCGGUGAAAAGCCGUAUAGUUGUCCAUCCAGCAGUAUGAAAGCACAUAUGGUGGUUCAUACCGGUGAGAAGCCGUACAGUUGUUCCAUAUGCAAAAAGAAUUUCGCUGAUCUCUGUAAUAUGAAAAGGCAUAAGAAGACUCAUACCGGUGAAAAGCCGUAUAGUUGUUCAGUAGCGCAAACGGAACAAACAGAACCGUUGGAUUUAUCAAUAUCAAAAGUGAAAGAGGAAGGAAAUAAAUCGCAAGGCUUAUCAGUGAAAAGAGUGAGUGAUGAACGAAUUAAACCGCGACGACUUGUUCCAAUCGAAACACUGACGGAAGUAAUUGAACCAGAAAAAGAAAGCACAGGAAAGAAACGGCGUUGUGAUAUAUGUCAAAAGGAAAUAACACAUAUGAAAAAACAUGUGAUGACUCAUACCGGUGAAAAGCCGUAUAGUUGUCCAGUAUGCAAGAGAAAUUUCACUCAAUCCUGCCAUAUAAAAAAUCAUAUGAUGACUCAUACUGCUGAAAAGCCGUAUAGUUGUCCACUAUGCAAGAGAAAUUUCACUCAGUUCGGGAAUAUGAAAAAACAUGUGAUGAUUCAUACUGGUGAAAAGCCGUACAGUUGUUCGAUAUGCAAAAAGAAUUUUAUUCAGUCCAGCAGUAUGAUAGCACAUAUGGUGGUUCAUACCGGUGAGAAGCCGUACAGUUGUUCCAUAUGCAAAAAGAAUUUCGCUGAUCUCUGUAAUAUGAAAAGGCAUAAGAAGACUCAUACUGGUGAAAAGCCGUAUAGUUGUCCAGUAUGCAAGAGAAAUUUCACUCAAUCCUGCCAUAUAAAAAAUCAUAUGAUGACUCAUACUGGUGAAAAGCCGUACAGUUGUUCAAUAUGCAAAAAGAAUUUCAGUCGGUCCAACAGUAUGAAAGCACAUAUGGUGAUUCAUACCGGUGAAAAGCCUUACUGUUGUUCGAUAUGCAAAAAGAAUUUCAGUCGAUCCGACAGUAUGAAAGCACAUAUGGUGAUUCAUACCGGUGAAAAGCCGUAUAGUUGUUCGAUAUGCGGAAAAAGUUACCCCCAAAAACGCAGUUUGCAGACUCACAUGGUAAUUCAUGACAUGAAUAGACCUGUCUACCAGUGUACUGUAUGCAGUAAAGAUUUUCAGACUAAAUCCGAACCGUUGGAUUUAUCAAUAUCAAAAGUGAAAGAGGAAGGAAAUAAAUCGCAAGGCUUAUCAGUGAAAAGAGUGAGUGAUGAACGAAUUAAACCGCGACGACUUGUUCCAAUCGAAACACUGAUGGAAGUAAUUGAACCAGAAAAAGAAAGCACAGGAAAGAAACGGCGUUGUGAUAUAUGUCAAAAGGAAAUAACACAUAUGAAAAAACAUGUGAUGACUCAUACCGGUGAAAAGCCGUAUAGUUGUCCAUCCAGCAGUAUGAAAGCACAUAUGGUGGUUCAUACCGGUGAGAAGCCGUACAGUUGUUCCAUAUGCAAAAAGAAUUUCGCUGAUCUCUGUAAUAUGAAAAGGCAUAAGAAGACUCAUACCGGUGAAAAGCCGUAUAGUUGUUCAGUAGCGCAAACGGAACAAACAGAACCGUUGGAUUUAUCAAUAUCAAAAGUGAAAGAGGAAGGAAAUAAAUCGCAAGGCUUAUCAGUGAAAAGAGUGAGUGAUGAACGAAUUAAACCGCGACGACUUGUUCCAAUCGAAACACUGACGGAAGUAAUUGAACCAGAAAAAGAAAGCACAGGAAAGAAACGGCGUUGUGAUAUAUGUCAAAAGGAAAUAACACAUAUGAAAAAUCAUAUGAUGACUCAUACUGCUGAAAAGCCGUAUAGUUGUCCACUAUGCAAGAGAAAUUUCACUCAGUUCGGGAAUAUGAAAAAACAUGUGAUGAUUCAUACUGGUGAAAAGCCGUACAGUUGUUCGAUAUGCAAAAAGAAUUUUAUUCAGUCCAGCAGUAUGAUAGCACAUAUGGUGGUUCAUACCGGUGAGAAGCCGUACAGUUGUUCCAUAUGCAAAAAGAAUUUCGGUGAUCUCUGUAAUAUGAAAAGGCAUAAGAAGACUCAUACUGGUGAAAAGCCGUAUAGUUGUCCAGUAUGCAAGAGAAAUUUCACUCAAUCCUGCCAUAUAAAAAAUCAUAUGAUGACUCAUACUGGUGAAAAAUCUCAUAGUUGUCCAGUAUGCAAGAGAAAUUUCACUCAGUUCGGGGAUAUGAAAAAACAUGUGAUGAUUCAUACUGGUGAAAAGCCGUACAGUUGUUCAAUAUGCAAAAAGAAUUUCAGUCGGUCCAACAGUAUGAAAGCACAUAUGGUGAUUCAUACCGGUGAAAAGCCUUACUGUUGUUCGAUAUGCAAAAAGAAUUUCAGUCGAUCCGACAGUAUGAAAGCACAUAUGGUGAUUCAUACCGGUGAAAAGCCGUAUAGUUGUUCGAUAUGCGGAAAAAGUUACCCCCAAAAACGCAGUUUGCAGACUCACAUGGUAAUUCAUGACAUGAAUAGACCUGUCUACCAGUGUACUGUAUGCAGUAAAGAUUUUCAGACUAAAUCCGGUUUGAAAUCGCACAUGAAGAAUCAUUAA
This is a messenger RNA of Brugia malayi, 8466 nucleotides long. RefSeq lists its product as uncharacterized. The coding region runs from base 1 to 8466 and encodes 2821 amino acids. Gene Ontology annotation, molecular function: DNA-binding transcription factor activity, RNA polymerase II-specific; RNA polymerase II transcription regulatory region sequence-specific DNA binding. Gene Ontology annotation, biological process: regulation of immune system process; negative regulation of transcription by RNA polymerase II; regulation of cytokine production. The transcript has 16 exons. Gene Ontology annotation, cellular component: nucleus. NCBI's taxonomy places the organism in Eukaryota, Metazoa, Nematoda, Chromadorea, Rhabditida, Onchocercidae. The record is from RefSeq and is a predicted model, not a curated record.